UUUGAAUUUUAAUUUUUUUUCUUAAAAAGCUGGUUCCGGUAACGCCGUUGAUGAAACUAAAGAAGAGCCGUGGCAUCCAUGAGUGAAGAAUAACUAUUAAACAAAAACAAAUGAGGAAAGUGGUGAGGAGGAAUCGCAGAUUUUUGUUAAAAGAAAAAGGAAAACGUGAAUUCAUUGAUGAUUCAUCAUCUCUCUGUAGUCAGUCAUCAUGAAAUCAACGUAAAGAAAGGCAAAUGGCGGGCGAUAAGGCAAUUCCUUGAUGAAGGUAUUUCAAGCCUUGCAAAAAAACAAAAACCCUUCCUUUGUUUCUUUUUCUUUUUUUUGUCACCUUCCGAAGUCACAAGGCUAAUCCAUAGUUGAGACUAAAAAAAGAAAAAAUGGAAGAGUCGACAUGGGAGCAAAAGCUCCAGGCUCUAACCCACAUCCUAACGAGCCCCACAACCUCACCGCCUCUCCACUCUCAACUCUUCAUCUCCACACAAAUCCCAUGUUUCCUCAACUGGGAUUUCCCUCCAAUUCUCUGCAAUAAACCCAACUCCCAUACCUUCCCAUCCCUCCACCUGAAAUGGGGAAUCUCUCUUUUCCUCAAAAGGGUCUCAAGAUUGGGUGUCCCCGAAACUUCCUGGAGGUCCAAGUGCCCUUACUAUCAGCCCCCACCACUGAUUCUGGCCAAGGGAGUGGAUGAAGCACAAUGGGUCGAUGCGCAAAAGCGAGAGUAUGUUAGGAAGAGGCUGAGAAGGAAACGCCUAGAAAGCCAUGUCCACCCUUUAAUUCCGAUUUUGAUUCCCGAUUUAUUAUUGUUCUCCCUGCUCUGGUUCAAUCCAUUUCCCCUUAAUGAUUCCUGACAAUUUUCCUUGUCUCAGAAUUGUGUAAUAAUAAGUACUUAACUCUUAUGUCUUA
Molecule: messenger RNA, 900 nt
Organism: Gossypium arboreum
Lineage: Eukaryota; Viridiplantae; Streptophyta; Magnoliopsida; Malvales; Malvaceae
Exons: 1
Coding region: 378-845 (155 amino acids)
Source: RefSeq, a predicted model, not a curated record